UUGCCUAUGAAAGGGGCUGGGCAAGCUGGUUGUCACACCAACAAACUGCUUCUAAGGUAAUGAACGCUGGCAGAAGUUAAAGCUCGUUAUGCAUAUUAAGGAAGUAAUUUCAAGUGCCAGCACCUGUGUUAGAAGGCAUUCCUAUUAAAGCUGACCCCAGGAAGCUCCUGCAGUGAGUGCUUUUAGGGUCUUACUGGGGACUUGAAGGCUGCCUGGACUGGAGCAGCGGGCCUGUGCAGCGUGUUGGCUACUGCUGCUUGUGGCAGACCCCUUCCUGUGCUGUCCCUGUCCUGCACAGCUCUGGCCUCCCAUCCCCUGGCCUGAACAGGGUGGCUGUGGAGAUGAGAGCAGGGCAGGUGCUGCUUGUGCUGUUGGCUGCCUCGGCAGUGAUGCCCGCGAAGGACCCGUUGCUGAAUGUCUGUAUGGAUGCCAAACACCACAAAACCAAGCCUGGCCCAGAAGGGACACUGCAUGGCCAGUGUGCUCCCUGGAAGGACAAUGCCUGCUGCACAGCCAACACGAGUUCAGAAGCCCACAGGGACCAGUCUUACCUGUACAACUUCAACUGGAACCACUGUGGGGUGAUGCCAUCCAAGUGCAAACGCCACUUCAUCCAGGACACAUGCUUGUAUGAGUGCUCACCCAACCUGGGGCCCUGGAUUGACCAGGUUGACAGCAGCUGGCGUCGGGAGAGGAUUCUCCAUGUGCCACUCUGCAAAGAGGACUGUGAGGAGUGGUGGGAGGACUGCAAGGACUAUGUCACAUGCAAAGACAACUGGCACAAGGGCUGGAACUGGGCAACAGGAACAAACCGCUGUCCUUGGGGCUCCAUAUGCAGGCCCUUCACCGAAGUGUUCCCUGAACCAAAAGACCUGUGUGAGAAGAUCUGGUCCAACUCCUACAAAUACACCACAGAGCGUCGGGGCAGUGGACGCUGCAUCCAGAUGUGGUUUGACCCUGCCCGGGGGAACCCCAAUGUGGUUGUGGCGAAGUACUAUGCUUGGAAGAAGAGAUCCUAUCCUGUGGGGAUGGAGAAUGUGACUCCUGAGGCUGGUAAAGCUGUGUGUGCACUGCCAUGGCCUGUCCUGGUCCUGCUGCCUCUGGCCCUGGUGUUGCUCUCUGAGAGAGUGAGAAGCUGUGGGCCCAUGCAUGGGGGUCCCUGUGACAGCUCCCCAAAGGCACGUGGCUUUCCCUGCUCUGAAGGAAUGGGCUCCUGCAGCAGAAGCUGGUGUGGGUGAAACCUAGGUCUGGCCAAACUGGUGAUGUGCGCCAGCAUAUGUUCAGCAUGAAUGGUUGGACCUUGACAGCUGCUGCUGCUUUCAGCUGCUGAUGAAGGCAGUUACUUCUGUUAUUUCUCUGCAGCCCUGGGGAGGGCAGUACCAGGCAUCCUUCUCAUCUGGAGCUCCUUCAUGUCUGUUCUCACACUGUGCUUGCUGUCUCCUGUCGAUAGGGCAGGUGCUGAUGGCUGUGCUCUGUAUUGGUAGUGUUAGUUCAGGGUCUUCAGCUGAGCUCUAGUGUUCGGUCCUUUCUUGACUCCCUGAAGAGUUGGUAAUAAAAGUAUUGCUCUGAA
Oxyura jamaicensis (ruddy duck) is the source of this 1570-nucleotide messenger RNA. Its product is annotated as folate receptor gamma-like. The record is from RefSeq and is a predicted model, not a curated record. NCBI's taxonomy places the organism in Eukaryota, Metazoa, Chordata, Aves, Anseriformes, Anatidae. The transcript has 5 exons. Gene Ontology annotation, molecular function: signaling receptor activity. Gene Ontology annotation, cellular component: external side of plasma membrane. The coding region runs from base 342 to 1238 and encodes 298 amino acids.